This is a messenger RNA of Belonocnema kinseyi, 930 nucleotides long. RefSeq lists its product as uncharacterized. The coding region runs from base 116 to 487 and encodes 123 amino acids. NCBI's taxonomy places the organism in Eukaryota, Metazoa, Arthropoda, Insecta, Hymenoptera, Cynipidae. The transcript has 5 exons. The record is from RefSeq and is a predicted model, not a curated record.
GAAGGCGUACAAUGUUUUACGAAACGAUAACAUGUUUCGUUUACCAAAGAAUAAUAUCGACGGAUCAGCUCUGUCUCCCUAAAAAAUUGAGCUACACCAACAUUUGCUGCGGGCAAUGUAUAUAUCAAAUAUUUGGGCACACACUCAUCUUCAAGUUCCAACAGCAUUAUAUCCGACUGAUUUUGGCUGGAAUGAGAACAAGGGAAAAUUUCAUUUUAAAUGGUUUCAGGGUGAUCAGCUACCCUCUGCCCUAGAAGAUAUAACCAUCGAUGAUGACCAAAAACUAUUGCAGAUGGACAUCAAUUGCAGCGUAGCGAAAGCAAUAAUGAAGAAGGCGAUGCAUCCGAAGAAGGCGAAAUCUAACAAAGUUGUUGAUAUAUUAUUUUACUACUUGCGCACCAUGGGGUUUAACCGCACGAAGGAGCUGGAACCUAUGCGGGAUCUGAUAACGAUGAACGAACUGGAGAAGUGGAACGAAAUAGAAUGAAUCCGAGCAGUAAAAGACAUGAAGACUAUAAAGGAGCUGGAGACGCGGAAGAAAAUAUUAUUAAUCCAAGAACACUUGCGUCUUUCUCUGACGAUACCGUUUUUCUUCAAAAAGAUGAAGAUCUUAAAGAUGAACAAUCAGCCUCCUGGAAAAAACCAUCUGUAUGCAACCAGUACUUGCAUUACCAAAAAGUAAUGAACAAGAAAAAUUACCUGUAAGAUUACCAAAGAUAAUUUCCAUGAAAGUAACAACUCAAAUGCAAAGGCCUCAAACAAAGGUACAAAAAUUCCAUAGACUUGUACUAGUAGUAACGUGGAUAGGAAAAAGCUGUGCGCAAAAAUAGAAACAUUGAAAAAUCUGAUUCGAAAUUGAGGAAGAACCUAGCUGAGAUCAAGGAUGACAGGAAACUGCAAAAAGAGGAAAUUUCGUGUCUGAACCCUGGC